CAAUAGCAUGUGAGGAAAUACAAAAGAGACCCUACUGGGAAGUGCACUAGAAAGAAGGGCAAGAAGCCAGGAGGAAAAAAAAGAAAAAAGCCAACCCUCCCCUCCCCUCCCAUCCCCUCCUCUUUCCUUCCCUUCUUUUCCUCCCACCUCAGCCACCCAAAUGACUAGGACAACAGGCACACACCAUCAUGCCUGGAUAAUUUUUUAAUGUUUUCUAAAGACAGAAGAGUCUCACUAUGUCACCCAGGCUGGUCUAGAACUCCUGGCCUUAAGCAGUCCUCCCACCUCUGCCUCUCCAAGUGCUGAUAUUACAGGCAUGAGCCACUGCACCGGGCAGGCCUACAGUCAUUCUUUAUAGUUUACCCUCAUUUUCCUGCAUUCUAUAAAUACUCAAAUAGAAGAUAGCAGGGCCUCCUGGCUACUGUGACAGCCUCUAACAAGCAGGUUUAGAAAGAAAAAGGAAAAAGAAGUUCCUGAGUUCAACUGAUGAGGAUUGAACAAACAGUGCACACACACACACACACACACACCAAAGUUAGGAAGACUUUGUGGAUAGGGCCCUUUGGACCCAUUCGAUGCACUGUUUUUUGUUGUCUUUAUAUCUGUAUGUAUGCUAUGAUAUUAAAUACUUAAAAUAUUAUCUCAUAAGUGCCAGAGAGAUUGACCCAGGGAAAAGCACCAAAAAUGUUAGUGGGGCAAACUCCCUGGCCAUUUGAGCCAGUGGGUGGAGCAUAAUUUACCAUAAGUGCCUUCACCCUCCAAUGUCCGAACCUACCCUUAUUGGGCUUUUUGUGUAUUGCAAACAGAGAAAAUCCCUCUGUGCAAGAUAAAAUCGAAAAUUACUCAAUGUACUCAAAACAACUCACAAAAAAUCGACCAUUUCUCAAGGAAUGAAACAAUCAAGAAAUGACAACCUUGAAAUGACUUAGAUAUUAAAAUGACCAAAGACUUUACAGGAGCGGUUGUACCCAUCCUUCAUGAGGUCAAGGUAGACACUCAAAAUGAAUGGAAAGGAAAAACUUGUCAGCAGAAAAAUAGGAAUUAUAAAUUAUAAAUUAAGAAAACAGAUAUUUUAGAAAUAAAAAAUAUAAUGUCUAAAAAAACCUUUAUUCAGUAUGAUAAAUAGCAUAAAGAAAAUGAUGGAGGAAAGACAGUGUUCUUUAGGUUGGAUCAAUAGAAAUUAUAUACUCUAAACAAUACAGGGUAAAAUAAUUGAAAAAAUUAUACAUCAUAUCAUGAAUAUGAAAGGCUAUAACAAAUGAUGUACUAUCAUGCAUUCUGAGUUUCAGAAAAACAGAACAAAGAGGUUGGUGUUGAAAGAAGACUCAGAGGAAUAAUGGUCAAAAAUUUUCCAAACACGGCAAAGAGCAUAAACCUACAGAUACAAGAAGCUGAGCAAAUCCCAACCAGAAUACAACCAAUGAAAUCCAUGCCAGGGAAAUUCAUUGUCCAAUUUCUGAAAAUUAAAGACAAAAUCUUGAAAGCAGAAAGAAGGAAAUGACAUCAUAGUUAUAGGGAAAAUACAAUAUGAAUAACAGUGGUUAUUAUCACCAGAAACCAGAAAUAACAGUAGAAAGGAGUACAAAUAUUUAAAGUGCUCAAAAGAAGAAAUGGUCUACCAGAGGUUUAUGUUCAAUAAAAAUAUCCUUCAUUAAUGUAAAGGAAAUCCAGGCAUUCUAAGAAAAAAAGAAAAGCUAGAAACCUAGAAGAAUUUCUUUCCAACAAACCUAUCUUUAAUUAAUGGCCAAAUGAAGUUCUCUAAACAUAAAGGAAAGAAUAGAAGAGGAAUUUGUGGAACAUCAAGAAUGAAGUAAAAAUAACACAAAGGGGGAAAGUGGGCAAACACAAUAUAUCUUCCUUUUUCACUUGAGUUUUCUUCAUAUGUUUUAACCAGCCAUUGCUAGCAUCGAAGACGGAAGAGAGACAGGAAAUGUGGAAAAAUGACAUUCUUCUCUAGAGCCUCUAGGAGGAAACUCAGCCUUGACACAUGAAUUUAACUCAGUGAACCCCAGUUCAGAUUUCUGACCUACAAAACUGACAAAUAAUAAAUUCAUUUUGACCUAAAAAUUAUAAAGGGAUGUAAGGUUUCCAUACUUCACUAAAACUGGUAAAAAGUGUACACCACUAGAUUAUAAGCUAUGUACAUGUAAAGUAAAACAGAAGAAUCACUAAAAAUGCUGUUCAGAGAGAUACCUCAAAAACUAUAUGGAUCAACUAAAAUAGAAUUAUAAAACAUUUUCAAGGGCCCCAUAGGAGAUCAGGAAAAAGAAAACAAUCAAAAGUAGUAUAAAUAAAAAACAAAAAAUAUGACGGCUCUAAAAUAUGAAAAAAUGCAUUAAGUGUCAAUGGUUAUUGAAAGUAAAUUUUUGCCAUCUCAGUUUGUGAUCUACAUUUUUGCAUAGAUAUAUACUUUAAGUCACAAACAUUUGUAUAACAACUAAUUAUAUAUAAACUCAUUCAUAUUCUCAUGAAAAUAUCUGGAAAAAGCCUGGGUGAGUCUCUCCAGCUCUCACUGAGCCAAACCAGGUCUAGAUGGGUAAGAUGUCCAUCCUGUGUGUUCUAUGAAGAUUAACAGCCUCCCAAAGUCACACACUUCCUAAUUCUCAGGCAAGUGAAUAUAUUAACUUACAUGACAAAGGGAAAUUACAUUUGUGAAUCAAUUGACCUGAAUUUAGAAAGGUUAUCCUGGAUUAUCCAGGUGGACUCAGUAUAACCAUAAGGUCAUUAACUGUAGAAGAGGGAGGCAGAAGAGUCAGUGCAAGGGUGAUGUGAUGCUAUGUGAUGGGAGGCUCAACUGGCUAUUGCUGGCAUUGAAGAUGGGAGAGGGCCAAGUAAUGUGGACAAAAAAUGGGUUCUUCUCUAAAGACUCCAGAAAGGGACUCAGCCUUGACAGGUGGAUCUAACUGAGUAAGACCCAUUAUACAUACUAUUCUUCUCUAGUUUCCCACAAUUACUCAAUUUCCUGUAAUUUAGUGUUAGCCUUGUUCUAAAGAUAAGCGCCUUCUUAGAAAGUGGUGAAUAGCAGAGUGAUACUCAUGGCUAAUGAACAAUUUGCCAUAUUUUCUAAAUUGAAAACAACAUCAACAACAUCCGGUUAAACUGGAAUUACGAAGAGAAGAGAAGAUCAACUUAAUUUUUCCUCAUUUACUACAGUGACCUUAGCCAUGUGACUUAAUUUCUUUAGAUAUAUAUUUUUUUUUGUAUUUUUAGUAGAGAUGGGAAAAAAUUAGGCAUGGUGGCGAGGGCCUGUAAUCCCAGCUACUUGGGAGGCUGAGGCAGGAGAAUUGCUUGAACCCGGGAGGUGGAAGUUGCAGUGAACUGAGAUCAUGCCACUGCACCCCAGCCUGGGCGACAGAGCAAGACACCAUCUCAAAAAAAAAAAAGAAAUAUGCUAAAUUAAUUGUGAAAUAUAUACAUUUAUGGACCGUUAACAUCAAAUUAAAAAAUAUAGAAGACCGCCAUAAUAGUGUCACCAAAAUUCUUAGACAAGUCAAAGCAAGUUGAAGUCUCAGAGACUUUUUAUUUGCUAAAUGUAUUAUCAGAAUGCUUAGUUGGUGCAAUUAAUACAGUAAUUCUGCCAAUUCCUAACACUGCCAGACCACAGCGACUCAAUGAAACUCACUGACUCUCAGAGAAGUUUAUCCCCUCUGCCAAUGUUCAUCUUUCCUGGCAAACCAUCUUUAGUGUUCCAGGCAAACUAGAGCAUGGUGAAGUUGAAGAAGAUUCUACUUUCUGUUCCAUUCAGAGAGCUUCCUGGUUUUCAAAAGAGUGAGGCAUGUGGGUGUGAAAGAGCUGAGGCAUGAAAUUUGGAUCUUAUCACAAGUGCAGAAGAGAAAACAGGAGAUUUGAAGCACAAAUGUGAUAUGACCUAAUUUCUACUUUUAAAUGAUAACUCUGAUUGUUGUGAGGGAGCUGAUAUGGGAUGAGCUGGGGCAAGAACAUUACUAAGACCAGCUGGAGGCUGGUAAAGUCCUCCAGGAGAGAGCAUCAUGGCUGAACAAUCACCUUCUAGUAAAGAUCAGGCAAGUGGUCAUAUUUGGGAUGUAUUCUGAAAGUGGAGGCAGUUAGAUCGGCUAAUGCGUAAGUUCCUGGAGGGAGUGAGGAUUUUUGAACCACUAGGUAAACACCUGUCAGUGACCGAGAAAAUGUUGGGAUGUGUUAUGAAAGAUGAAUCCUAAAAUUUCUACUUUGAAGACUGGCCCUUCAGGGCCUCAGAAUAUGAACAUCUAUAGUAGAAGGCAAGUGUGGUGCUGAGGGCUGCCACCCACCUCUAGGUACCCAAGCUCCUGCAGCAGUCCUGCUUCUCCCUUUCACCCACCCUCACUCACAGACAGUAUCCCUUUCAGCUAUUCCAUUACCUCUGUUUUUGAUGUGUCUAGUGAGAGCAUAGCUGAUACUUAUGCUUUCCUGAUACACUAGUCUCUCGCUGAUUGCUGACACUGGAGAAGCUUAGGGAACAGGCCUGAGCCGAGUGACCUUUAGGAGCAUUUCCUGUUCUUUUCCUGUACUCUGCUUCCAAGGAGAAACCUGUCUUGCACCAGGCCUGCAGCUUCCUCAGUCGCCCACAUCAUCAGGCAAUAUCUGCCUGGCACUCCUUUUUGUUCCUUUUCUCUGACCUUCCUUUUGACAUGGUUGACCUGAAGUCACUGAGGCAGGACUGCUCAUCUCCAGGUCCUAUGGGAAACAGUAUCCGGUGAAACCAGAGACAAUAAUCUCCAUAAUGCAUUGGGAGCUGCUGGGGUCAAGCAACUACUCUGUGCCUAAGAUACAACUCAGAAAGCCCAGCUAGAACUGAUCUACUUCCCAUAGGGCCAGAGAAGAAUUGCCAAUUAAGAAUGCAUUCUCCCUGAAAUAGAUCUAUAUUUAUUCCAGGGAAAAUACCAAUCUGCCUGGGUCCCUUACAAGAACAAUGUUUUCUGUAGCAAAAUCUAAUCUACUAGGAAGCCUUCUUGUAUUAUUAUCUGCAACUUUUCAGAAGAGCCAGACCAGACCCUCGUAUGCCCAGCACAGGAUCCACUCAUGCACACCUGUCUAGGGCCUUGUCUUUAUGAUUUUCUGUCACCUGGCCUCUCAGCCAUGCCUCCAACCAAGCUAUCCUCAAAUAAAGACUAGCCAUGCACAAAAAGUGAAAAAUUACACAAGACCUACUCAAGGUCUGAAAUGGAAAGUGCAGCUGGUGAUAGUGAGUAUUUUAUUUCAUGAAUUGAUGAACAGGGAAUUUCUAGGUAUCACGGAGCAAUCAGCAGCUGAGGAGAGAGCUACAAAACCAGGACCCUGACAGGGCUUUUUGGAAACUUAAUUUUUUAUUAUCAAAUUAUACAGACAAAAAUGAAAGUAAAGGUAGUGAGGAGUACCACACACCAUUACUUAGAAGGAUAAAUAAAGGACAUCUUUGUGGGGAGGAAAAAAAAAGAUAUAGGAAGAAAGGUAGACUCAGAAUACAAAAUAUCAACAAAUAAGUGUGAGAAAAAGAAUGAGAAAGAAUGAGUAUUAGAAUAUUACAGAUAAAAAUCCUCUGUGAGAAAGAACACUCUGAUGAAACAGGUGACAUAAUUACUGAGUAAAAAACAGAAGACCAAUCAAUCAAGGCAAUUGAGGCUUGGACAGGCAUUACAAAUUAUCUUAGUUGAAUGUAUAAUUGUGGCCAUUUAAUUAUCAGUGAUGACAAUUACAAUAUUUAUUAGAAGAAAUAGAGGAUGAAUUCUAUAGAAUAUUCUGGAGAAAGUGGAGGUCUUAGCUAUAUGACAUCGUGUGGCUCACUUAGGCAACCAUAUAUUCAGUUUGUUCAGGUCUAGAAAUUCCUUGGUGGUUUCUGUGUUCAGUUUUGCUUUAAUAAACCCUAAAGAUAUUUUUAAAAUACAAAUGUUUUAGCUUGCCUGUGUUGUACAGCACCAAGGCUUGCCUGAGUGUAGUGAGAUUCACAGAAGUUUGGACAAUUCUUGUAGCCUGAGCAGGCUGCGAGCACCUUUCUCUCAUAUAUGUGUGCCUGGGAGUGUGCUGUCCUCACACAUCUCACAGAUAAGCAAGACCACCUCUGUUACAUGAAAAAUUUAGCUAAAUGUGAAAAUAUCCACACACACACACAUCAUGAGAGAUGGAAAUAGGCUAUCAAAAGAGUCAGAGAUAUUGACCAUCUUCACUGUUAGCUGUAGGAUCAGUGUCCACCCCCUCGACACACCCACACAAACUCACAUACACAGAAAUGAAAAGCACAGUGGAAAGCAGAAUAGCAGUCUUACCAAAGAGAUUGAAAACCAAAAGAUGUCUAAAGUUCAAUCCUGACACUGUGCUAAUUGCUUGGACACAGUUCCGUCAAAACAUUUGUCCAAGUCAUAGUUAUGCCUUUUAGGAAUUAGACACAAACAACAUCCUACACAACCCUUCCUGCUGGGCUAGAGUCCCAAAAGAAAUGAGGGAUACACUUGACCUGAAGUAAGCAAAGCAGAACCCAGUAUCUGAGGCAAGGAGGCCCACCUGGUAGGGAGCUCAAAUGCGCCAUUGUCCUGCUUGUCUUUAUAAAGGGAGCUGCCACGUUUCUCCCAGCACAAAGUUAGGAGUAACACCAGAGCCUCCUGCAAGAUGCUUCUGAUUCUGCUGUCAGUGGCCCUGCUGGCCUUCAGCUCAGCUCAGGACUUAAAUGAAGAUGUCAGCCAGGAAGACGUUCCCUUCGUAAUAUCAGAUGGAGGAGACUCUGAGCAGUUCCUAGAUGAGGAGCGUCAGGGACCACCUUUGGGAGGACAGCAAUCUCAACCCUCUGCUGGUGAUGGGAACCAGGAUGAUGGCCCUCAGCAGGGACCACCCCAACAAGGAGGCCAGCAGCAACAAGGUCCACCACGUCCUCAAGGAAAGCCACAAGGACCACCCCAACAGGGAGGCCAUCACCAUCCUCCUCAAGGAAGGCCACAAGGACCACCCCAUCAGGGAGGCCAUCCCCAUCCUCCUCAAGGAAGGCUACAAGGACUACCCCAUCAGGGAGGCCAUCAGCAACGUCCUCCUCCACCUCCUCAUGGAAGACCCCAGGGACCACCUCCCCAAGGGGGCCGCCCACAAGGACCUCCACAGGGGCAGUCCCCUCAGUAAUCUAGGAUUCAAUGACAGAGACUGGGUCCUGCUCUUUUGCUUGGGCUACAGUGCAGUGGCACAAUCCUGGCUCACUGCAGCCUCAAUCUCCUGAGUUCAAGUAAUCCUUCCAGCUCACUAUUCCAAGUCACUAGGAGUACAGGCACACCAACUGGAACAGGAUAAAUUUGUAAUUUUUUGUAAAGACAAGGCAUCUUAAUAUGUUGCACUGGAAUUCCUGGCAUCAAGCAUUCCUCCCACGUCGGCCUCCGAAAGCAGUGGAAUUACAGGCAUGAGCCAUCACGCCAAGCAUGUAGAUGUUCUUUUUACCUGAGCGUCAUUGUCCUGCACUCUAUAAAUCCCCAAUCAGAAGACAGCAGAGGCGCCUGACUACUGUGAUAGCUUCUAAUAAGAAGGUGUCAAACUCUGCUGUUCCUGUAGGAAGAAAAGUGCCUGAGUUCAAUUGAUGUGGUUUCAGCCAACAGUACACAAAAGAAAAAAGAUAGAAAUACUUCAUAAAUUGGGCCCUCAGGACAUAUUUGAUGCACUGUCUUGUGUGGUUUUCACAUCUGAAUGUAUGGUACAAUAUUAAAUACUUAUAAUAUUAUCUCAUAAGCACCAGAGAGAAUCACCCAGGCACAAGCUCCAAGUAGAAAAAUGUUAAUGGGACAAAUCCUUCUGGCAUGUGAACCAGCGGGUGGAUUAUGAUGUAGCAUGAGUGCCUCUGCCUUCCAAUGUUCAAAGCUUGCCUUAUUGAACUUUUUGUGUAUUGCAAACAGAGCAAAUGCAUGUGUGCAAGACAAAAUAGAAAGUCACUCAGUACAUUAAAAAAAACAGAAAUAAUUGACCAAUUAUUAAAGAAUGAAACAAUCAAGAGAUGACAACUUUGAAGCAACUUGGAAUUGAAAUGAUAAGAUUUUAAAGCAGCUGUUAUAGCCAUUCUUUAAAACAUCAAUAUGUGCACUUUAAAAAUAAAUGAAAAAAAACUUCUCAGCAGAGAAAAAGUAAGUAUAGAAGUUAAUAAAAUAGAAACUUUAGAACUGAGAUAUAUAAUGUAUAAAAUUUUAAAAAUCAUUGUGUGUAAUCAACAGCAGAAAUAAAAUGAUAGAGGAAAUACUCCGUGUUUUUGAGGUUGGAUUAAUAGAAAUUGUACACUCUGAACAACAAAGGGUAAAAUAAUUGAAAAAAAUUUUACAUUGUGUCACAAAUAUGAAAGGCUAUAACAAAUGAUGUGAUAUUCAUGCAUUCUGAGUUUCAGAAAAAGAGAACAAUGAGGAUGGUAUUGAAAGAGGACUCAAAGAUAGAAUGGCCAAAAAUUCCCCAAACUUGCAAUGGGCAUAAACCUGCAGAUGCAAGAAAUUGAGCAAAUCCCGACCAAAAUAUACCCAAGGAAAUGUAUGCCCAGCAGCUCUGUAGUAAAAUUUCUGAAAAUUAAAAUGAAGAAAAUGUUUUCAAAGCAGCUAGAAAGAAAUACUACCAUAGUUAUAGGAAUGUGAAUGUGAAUAACAGUGGCGUUACUACCAGAAACCAGAAGAAACAGAAGAAUGUAGCUCAAAUAUUUGAAAUGCUGAAAGAAAAAAAAGGCCAAUCAGAGGUUUAUGUCCAACAAAACUAUCCUUCAAUGAGACAGAAAUCCAGUUAUUCUCAAAAGAAUGAAAAGAAAAAAAAAACCUAAGAGAAUUUGUUUCCAACAAACCUAUUUUUAAAAAAAUGGCUCAAGGAAGUUCUCUAAACAGAAAAGAAAGAAUAGAGAAGAAAUUUUUGUAACAUCAAAAAUGAAGCAAAAAAAGAAAAGAAAAGAAAGAAACAGAAAAUGGGGGAAAA
Pongo pygmaeus (Bornean orangutan) is the source of this 8883-nucleotide messenger RNA. RefSeq names its product salivary acidic proline-rich phosphoprotein 1/2. The record is from RefSeq and is a predicted model, not a curated record. Lineage: Eukaryota; Metazoa; Chordata; Mammalia; Primates; Hominidae. The transcript is spliced from 4 exons. Bases 6580 to 7080 code for a protein of 166 amino acids.